CUGCCCCGUGUAUUACCUGUGAACUGAUAUCAUUGAAAGGUUUCAAGAUGAUCAGAAUGUUUGCUAAGCUAAGUGAAGUGGAGCAGAUAUAUAACUUGGAGAUUAGAGAUUCAGACGUGUUCGUGGUCACCUAUCCAAAAUCAGGGACCAUCUGGAUGCAGCAGAUCUUACUGCUUAUAAAAGCUAAGGGAGAAGUUACAGCCUUCACCGAUCCAGACACCGAAAGCAACGGUGAUUUAAUUCCCUGGAUUGAGCUAAAUGGCGGAAUAGAGGCAUUCAUCACGGCUUCGUCACCCCGGCUAAGGGUCAGCCACUUGCAGCCCCAGUUAAUGCCUGCUGCUCUGAGUCAAAAGAAGGGCAAGGUGAUCUAUGUGCUAAGAAACCCUAAGGAUGUGCUCGUCUCCUACUACCACUUCCACAAAUUUGCAGUUUUUUUGGAAACUCCUGCAAGUUUUGAUGUCUUCUUUGAGAAGUUCAUCACCGGUGAUGUGAAUGGGAGCAGCUGGUUCGAGCACAUUAAAACGUGGUACUCUCAGAAGGACAAGAUGAACAUCCUGUUCAUCAGAUAUGAAGACAUGAUUCACGAUUUAAGGUCAGCAGUACAGAGGAUGUCCUUGUUUUUGGGUGAGGAGCUGAAUGAGGAGCAGAUAGCCAACGUAGUGAAGCACAGCACCUUCAAAAGCAUGCAGAGAAAUCCUCAAGCCAGCUAUGAGCGAGUCCCCAACCUGCUGCUCAACCAACAACAGGGGAAAUUCAUGAGGAAAGGCACCAUUGGUGACUGGAAGCACCAUUUCACUGUGGCUCUGAAUGAGAGGUUUGAUCAGGUCUUCCAGAAGGAGAUGAAGGACCUUCCUCUCUCAUUCAUCUGGGACAUUAAUGACGAUGCCUGAUCAGCUGUUUGUCUUGUGAUCAAAGAAGAAGUUACACACAACUGAGGCUUCAACUACAUACAUCAUAAUACACAGAACAACUUCUUACAUCAUCAACUUCUUUGUAAUUCUUAACUGAGGGUGUCUUCCAACAACAUAUAAUGAUUAUAUCUGCAGAGCAGGAAGAGGAUAUUGACAAUAAUAAAUUACAUGUUGUGUUCCACCCCUUGUCCCUGUUUGGUG
Messenger RNA from Thalassophryne amazonica, 1112 nucleotides. RefSeq names its product amine sulfotransferase-like. Gene Ontology annotation, molecular function: sulfotransferase activity. Gene Ontology annotation, biological process: sulfation. Gene Ontology annotation, cellular component: cytoplasm. NCBI's taxonomy places the organism in Eukaryota, Metazoa, Chordata, Actinopteri, Batrachoidiformes, Batrachoididae. The record is from RefSeq and is a predicted model, not a curated record. The transcript is spliced from 6 exons. Bases 48 to 890 code for a protein of 280 amino acids.